AGUAAGUCCCAAUACCUCUAGAAAAGGUUCUCAUGCCAUAAACAGUGAGUUAAAGUUCAACUGAAAUAUGACGACUUUUCUACUAAUAUGUAUUGCCUCUCCGGCGGCUUUGGUUGUUCUUAUGUACGUCAUUGAUAGAUUAAUAUCUCCUAAGAAGUUCAAUCCAAAAAAUGCUCAUAUUCUGAUUACAGGCGCAUCCAGCGGUAUCGGAAGGUCACUUGCGAUUGAAGCAGCAAAAUCAGGGGCUCAUUUAACACUUUUAGCAAGAAAUGAGGCGAGGCUUUCAGAAACGAAAACAAUGUGUGAGAAAGCAGCUAAAUCAGAUAAACUUAAUAUUCUCUGCGUUUUGUGUGAUAUAACUGAUGAUUACGACCAAAUUGAAAGAUGUGUUGAAGAUUCUGUGAAAAAAAUGGGUAAUAUUUCCAUGUUAAUUAAUUGUGCAGGAACGUCGACUUCUGGUCGUUUUGAUUCGUUGGAAUUUUCAUAUUUUAAGAGUUUAAUGGAUAUAAACUAUAUGGGAAGUGUUAAAGUUACUCGUGCAGCGCUGCCAUCAAUUAAAAAGGUAGAUAACGGUCGAAUUGUUUUCGUUUCAUCAGUAGCUGGUCAGGUUGGAUUGUUUGGCUAUACAGCUUACUCUGGUUCGAAAUUUGCUUUGAGAGGAUUAGCUGAAUGUUUACAAAUGGAAUUGAAUCGGUAUAAUAUUAGAAUAACUAUAGCUCAUCCGCCUGAUACAGAGACGCCUGGAUUUGAGGAGGAAAAUAAAGUGAAGCCGGAAGAGACUCGACUUAUAUCGGAGGCUGCUAAACUUUUUCAGCCUGACGAAGUAGCGAAAUCUAUUUUCCAAACUGCCAUUAAGGGAAAAUUUCUACAAAGCAUUGGUCUCGACGGUUAUUUUACCAAAAUCGCGACUUGCGGAUUUGGACCCUCAACAUCGAUUUUGGAAAGUGCUCAACAAGUUGUGUUGCUACCUAUUGUUAGAGUAGUUAGCUUGUGCUACUUAUACUACUUUAGACGUUUAGUCGACCGUAUUGCUAAAGAAUCAAUGGACAAAAAGAAACAAUAA
Molecule: messenger RNA, 1063 nt
Organism: Dimorphilus gyrociliatus
Lineage: Eukaryota; Metazoa; Annelida; Polychaeta; Dinophilidae
Source: the annotation of a GenBank genome assembly